Messenger RNA from Phanerochaete carnosa HHB-10118-sp, 5330 nucleotides. RefSeq lists its product as uncharacterized. Gene Ontology annotation, molecular function: guanyl-nucleotide exchange factor activity. The transcript has 19 exons. Gene Ontology annotation, biological process: regulation of ARF protein signal transduction. Bases 40 to 4539 code for a protein of 1499 amino acids. The record is from RefSeq and is a predicted model, not a curated record. Lineage: Eukaryota; Fungi; Basidiomycota; Agaricomycetes; Polyporales; Phanerochaetaceae.
GCCGCCCACCGCUCACCGCGUCUUCCACCUUCCACCACCAUGGCGCACAACGACACCAAGGCGGGACUGCUGGCCGUUCCGUCUGUGUCUCUCAAACAUAUACUCUCAUCCGAGAUUCUGUCGGUCACUUCUGUCAUGCGCAAGAACUCUAGAUGGGCCAUGUCCACCCACCCGUUCAGCAGUACCGGAGAUUCCACACUAGCCAGCAGUCUCGGACUAAGGCGCACACGGCCAUAUCAGAGUCCAUUUAUCUCUGAACAUGGUAGCAGCGAACAAGAGCUGAUGCGAGGUUUCCAGGACCUCAGGCGAUCGGUUAAGGACGUUGAAGAUAUACGCUCUAUGCCGCUAACCACGCUCCUUGGUCCUUUCUUCGCUAUCAUCCGCUCUCCGCUAUCAACGGGACCCAUCACGUCCUCUGCGCUAUCCGCCCUCCAUAGCUUCUUCCAGUGUAACCUCAUACACCCCGGUGCCAUUUCCUUAAGCGCAUGCUUGAGUGAGCUCAGUAGCACCGUGUCACGGUGUAAAUUUGAAGCCAGUGAUUCGUCCGGAGACGAAGUGACUCUACUCAAGAUUAUGACCGUGAUCCAAGACUGCAUGUGCAGCCCUGUGGGAGAUAACCUGGGCGACAUCGAGGUGUGCGAAAUGUUGGAGACGGUUCUGACGACGUGUUGUCAGAUGCGGCUCAGCGAAAUGCUGAGGCGUUCAGCGGAAGCCACCAUGCAUGCUCUUGUGAAGACAGCGUUCGCUCGACUGUAUGCGCUCGAUGCUGAGGAAGAAGAGCGAAAACUCUCCGAUAGUGAUUCUAAUGGUCAAGACCUGGAGGGCAAGAUGUCUGUUGCCGCCGGGACCUCCGACAGCUCCCAACUUCUGCCAGAAAACGAAGAGAGCGAAACUACGCUGUCUCCUCGACUGCCCUCUGCCAGUGACAACUCGGCUGACCCGAAUGCUCCUAGGGCAAAAUACGGCCUACCAUCGAUACUAGAGCUGCUGCGCGUUCUCAUCAACAUUCUUGAUCCAACUGACCAGGCACAUACCGAUACGACGCGACUUACAGCCCUGAGAGUUCUGAACGUCGCGUUCGAGGUCACUGGCUCCAGAAUCUGCGACUUUCCUUCGCUCUCCGCCCUUGUUUUCGAUCACGGAUGCAAGUACCUAUUUCAAUUGGCACGAUCUGAUAAUCCAGCUGUCCUUCAGACGACUCUGCGCGCGAUAUCCACUAUGUUUGAGACUAUGCGUCAGGAGUUGAAGCUUCAGCAAGAGCUCUUCUUGACAUUUACGAUUGAUCGUUUGGCCCCUCCACCCUCCACCAUCAAGACCCACCUGACGAGAUCUGGCGUAUCUCCACGUCCUGGUACGCCUUCCCCCGACUCUCCUCGGCUGGGUCCCGUCGGCAUCGAUUCAGAGCUUGAAAAGACGCCAUCCACGCCACGCCUACUGGUCGCACCAGCUCGGGGGGACACUCGUGAACUGCUGCUCGAGACCUUGGCUCUUAUAUCUCGUCACCCGAGCUUCAUGGUCGACCUCUACACUAAUUACGACUGCAACAUGAACUGCGAGAACAUGUUCGAGCGACUAAUCGAUUUCGCCACAAAGGGCAUAUAUCCUGGCCAAUAUGGCAAUGGACAAGACAUGCCACCACAGACGUCCCAGUAUCUCUGUCUAGACCUGCUACUUGCCUUUGUCAAUCACAUGACGGCGAGGACAGAAGGUCAAGCCGAGCCAUGGCCAGAGGACUAUAUCGCACUCGAUGAUUUACGACAAACCAAGUCUCAAAAGAAGCUGGUCUUAACUGGUGUGUCGCGCUUUAACGCCAAGCCAAAGACCGGAAUCUCCUUCUUUGAAGAGAACAAGCUCAUCUACACUGACCCCGACGAGCCGCGUGCAAAAAGCCUGGCCGUGUUCUUGAAAAAUUCCACGCGGCUGGACAAGCGGCUACUAGGUGACUUCAUCUCGAAACCCGAGAACAUUGAUAUCCUCAAGGCGUUUAUCAGCCUUUUUGGCUUCAAAGGCAAAUCCGUCGCGGAUGCCAUGCGAGAACUAUUAGAGGCCUUCCGACUGCCGGGAGAGGCCCAGCAGAUCGGUCGUAUCACUGAGACAUUUGCAGAGAUAUACUUUGCCUCUGAACCUGCGGAGGUCAAGUCUCAGGACGCCGUAUAUGUACUGGCUUAUUCGAUCAUCUUACUCAAUACGGAUUUGCAUAAUCCUCAGAUCAGAAAACGCAUGACGAUCGAGGACUACAUGCGUAACCUUCGAGGUGUCAACGAUGGUUCAGACUUCUCUCAAGAGUACUUGCUUGAUAUCUAUGAAUCUAUUCGCAAGAGAGAAAUCAUCAUGCCAGAAGAGCAUACCGGUCAACUGGGUUUCGAGUAUGCUUGGAAGGAGCUCCUGACCCGGGCGUGGCAGGCAGGAAAACUCAUGACCUGCAAUACAUCUGCCUUCGACAGCGACAUGUUCAAGAUCGUGUGGAAGCCGGUUGUUUCCGCAAUCGCUUUUGCUUUCAUCUCAUUCGACGAUGACUACAUUAUCGAGAGAGCUAUUACCGGCUUCCGACAUUGCGCGACUCUCGCGCGAUACUUUCAUCUGCCUGAUGUCUUCGACUACGUCGUAGUCUCUCUGUCCCAAGCUACAGGCCUUCUUUCCGAAUCAUUGCCGUCGCAAAUUCCGAACUUCCCGGUUGUAGAGGUUGAUGGCCAAUCGACCACUGUGUCAACGCUUUCCGUAAAGUUCGGCAGGAACUUCAAGGGGCAGCUUGCUGCAGUUGUACUAUUCAACAUUGUUAAUGGCAAUGGCAACGCGUUGCGCGAGGGUUGGACCCAGAUAUUUGAGAUAUUCGGGAAUCUCUUCUUCAACUCUCUACUUCCGGCUCGCAUGCUGCAAACAGAGGAUUUCUUGGGCGGCACAACGGCCAUACCGCUGCGCAGAAAUCAACCCGCUCGCCCACCUCCACGAUCGGACGGGCUCUUAUCGGCUCUUUCUUCCUAUCUAAUGACACCAUACAAUUCCGGUGCCGACCCACAGGUCCCGGAUGCAACAGAUGCAGACAUCGAGAGUACUCUUUGCACUGUUGAUUGCGUUACAGCUUGUCGCUUUGACGAGCUGUAUGCGCAGAUCAUGCAACUCAACUCGGAGGCUUUGGUCGCAGUAAUCCGAGCUCUGGAAGCCCUGGCACACGAGCGAACGGUUGCGAAACUCAAGCAGGAGUCGGGUGAUGUGGGUUCUGAGCAAGCGGACGAGGAAUCAUUUGUAUUGCCCUACGACCCAGUCUCCGUGUUUCUGCUCGAGAUCAUGGUCAGCAUCAUUUGCCACACGCCUCAAUACAUUGACGAGACCUGGCCAGUCAUUUUCGAGCAUCUCUCCGCUCUGUUGACAACGCCGGCUCAAUACAGUGUACUGCUUAUUGAGCGUGCCGUCGUCGGACUCCUGCGGAUCUGCAUAAUCCUUGCGCAAAAGGCAUCUCUCCGUGAUCAGGUCUACGUCUCUUUUGAUUUGCUUGCAGGCCUGCCACAGCAAGUCGCCAGCUCGGUCGCGGAACAUAUCGCAGUCGGUCUUGCGUCGGUGCUCUCAAAAUACAGUGAUGUCGUUCAUUCACCGACCGAGUGGAACAUCAUCUUUGCUCUUAUGAAGUCGACAAUCCAUUACCCAGAAGCAUCAAGACAGACGCUUGAGCUCAUCGAGAGUUUAUUUUCCGAUGAGUGGAAAAUUACGGUGGACAACUUCGUCGGUGUGGUGACGGUGUUAGAUGAGUAUGCGACAGUAGCCGGACUGGCGACUGAAGCCCAGCAACAGGGACGUCGAACCCAGUCAUUGAACUCUUCGAACUCUCCAAUUGUGGAGAGAGGUCGCAAGGCAGUCGACAUGCUAUCCAAUCUUAAGGGCGCCUGGUCUCGUCUUGGAAAAACUGGCGAUCCUAUGGCAUGGCGUCAGCUGUGCCUUCCGUUGCUGUCGUCGCUUGCUCGCCAGUCUUCAAAUACCUCGCGCGAGAUCCGUCAGGCUGCCAUGGUCCACUUACAGCGUACCAUCCUCGGCCCACACCUUCUGCUAGACCAAGAAAAUCAGACGCAAGUCGAAGAGCUCUUCAACCGUAUCGUCUUUCCCUUGCUCGACGAGCUGUUAAAACCGCAAGUCUUCCUCCGCGAUCCGAUGGGCAUGCCGGAAACGCGGCUGCGAGCAUCUGCAUUUCUCUGCAAGGCGUUCAUGCACCUCGAGGCCCGGGAGGGUACCAAGGCUGACAUUCGAGUGCUAUGGAUUCAGGUCUUGGAUCUUCUCGACAGACUCAUGAAUGUCGACCGCAGAGAUCAGCUUCACGAAGCGAUACCGGAGUCGCUUAAGAAUGUGGUGCUUGUCAUGAAUGCGACAGGAUCUUUGGUACCUCCCUCGGCUGGCGGCGAAGAUUCCCGUGACGACCGGCAGAAGGCUCUCUGGGCAGCGACUCAUGAGCGCAUUGAGCGAUUCCUUCCUGGAUUCCUUGUAGAUGUGUUGCCUCCCUCACUACCCGCACCUUCAAACACUGCGGUUCCUUCUCAACAUCAACAAUCUUGAGCACCUUUCUCUCUCAACCGGACUUCCAGUCUUACACCCCAUAUUAUUUAUCCGAAGUCAUAAAUUAAAUAUACUUGAUUUUCAGUUCUUCAGGCGACAACGUUCCGGGAGAAUGAGCAUGGCUAUUGACAGAUAUUACACAGUUUAUAACGAAGGAAGGAAUCGAUAAAGAGGUAGAAUGGGUGAGCGGAGGGACAGGAGGCUGUUUAGAGAUGACGAAGAAAUUAAGGUAUUAGGUGUGGGCGACUUGUAUCAAUAAUAGCUAAGUUUAGCGGGUGCUCCGAGAUUCUGCAUUGUUAAUAUCCUCAAUCCAAAAGAAUUCCUUUGGCAAACCUUUCCAUCAUGAAGAUCCAUCCAGGUUCGGCCAGCUCCCCUCAGCCUUGAGUUUGUCGAUCACCUCCUUGAGUGUCUCGUGAUUAAUGUUUGGCCGGCGCAAUUCAUAUCCGACAACCUCUUUCAGCUUCGUCGAGUUGAAUGCGAUGACGUGCUUCUUGAGGUGGUAGAGGUCCAUGUAAGCAGUGUAGUGAAGCUUGGUAACUGGAGGAUUUGACUUCUGGAGCAUUUCUGUCCAGUUGGUGACGUGGCUCUCGUUGAUCUCCUCGACAUUAUCCUCAAGUUUCCACUUCGUUCAGUCAGCAAUAGGUUUGUAAUCUCAGUCGCAAUUGCUCACACUAGCGAGAACGUUGGUCAGGAAGUUGUGAAACUCGAAUGUUGUGCCGAAGAACGAGGUGAUAAUGUUGCCAAGAUCAGCCAUCGAGACGUUGCUAUUGUCCUCCUGAGGCGGAGAUAAG